This is a messenger RNA of Saxophila tyrrhenica, 720 nucleotides long. RefSeq lists its product as uncharacterized. Bases 1 to 720 code for a protein of 239 amino acids. The transcript has 2 exons. The record is from RefSeq and is a predicted model, not a curated record. NCBI's taxonomy places the organism in Eukaryota, Fungi, Ascomycota, Dothideomycetes, Mycosphaerellales, Extremaceae.
AUGGCCACCCAAAACGCAGAUACCAACACCAAACACGGCUGGACCCCCGUCCACCGCUCCCUCGACAAACUCGUCGCCAGCAGAACCAACCUCCAACCCUCCAAACCCGUAGCAAUCGACGACAUCCCCCUCCCAUCUGGCGCACUGGCCGAACAAGUCCUCAAAUACGCCAAGGAAAACCUCCCCACCGAGACAUUGAACCACAGCAUGCGAGUAUACUACUACGGCCAAGCGAUAGCCUCCCAACACUUCCCCACCUGGACCUACACGCCCGCGACAUACUACUUCGCCUCCCUCCUGCACGACAUAGGAACCACUCCCUCAAACCAAAACAGCACCCACCUCUCCUUCGAAUUCCAAGGCGGCGUCCUCGCGCUCGACUUACUCAAGAACCAGCUCAAAGCCGAAGUCGCGCAGGCGGAAUCUGUCUGUGAGACGAUAAUCCGGCAUCAGGACCUCGGGAGCGAGGGGAAUAUCACGACGCUCACGGCGGUGAUUCAUUUCGCCACGGUGUUGGAUAAUGCUGGGUUGUAUCCGGAGCUGGUGCAUGAGGAGACGAUUAGGAAUGUGACGCAAGCGUAUCCGAGGAAUGGGUGGACGGGGUGUUUUGCGGGUGUGGUGAGGAGGGAGUGUGAUUUGAAGCCGUGGGCGAACACGACAAGGAUUGAAGGGUUCGCUGAGAUGGUCGAGGCGAAUGAUUUGAUGAGGCCGUUUGAUUAG